AUGCCGACACAAGGAAAGGAGAUUCUUAUGCCCAACGCUUUUUUUAUUAGGAGGAAUGACUCUGCCAGAAAGUGUUUCUCCCCAGCUGUGGGAGGGAACAUCAGUGAUUCCUUCAGCCUGUUUCACAGCAGGUUCCUCUGGAGACCCAGCGACACCUGGAGGGAGCCCAGAGGGGGCAGAGAAAGUGGCACCUUGGGCUGGUCCUCUGCUGCUGAGCUGGGCUGGGCUCCUGGGAUGGAGGGAGCUGAUGGCAAGCGGGCACAGCAGCUGCAGAUGGCCAACGGCAGCUCCAUCAUCACUGAGUUCCUCCUGCUGGCAUUCGCAGACACACGGGAGCUGCAGCUCUUGCACUUCUGGCUCUUCCUGGGCAUCUACCUGGCUGCCCUCCUGGGAAACGGCCUCAUCAUCACCGCCAUAGCCUGUGACCACCACCUCCACACCCCCAUGUACUUCUUCCUCCUCAACCUCUCCCUCCUCGACCUGGGCUCCAUCUCCACCACUCUCCCCAAAGCCAUGGCCAAUUCCCUCUGGGACACCAGGGACAUCUGCUACCCUGGAUGUGAAGUGCAGGUCUUUUUCUUUCUCUUUUUGAUUUCAGCAGAGUAUUUUCUCCUCACUGUCAUGGCCUACGACCGCUACGUUGCCAUCUGCAAACCCCUGCACUACGGGACCCUCCUGGGCAGCAGAGCUUGUGCCCACAUGGCAGCAGCUGCCUGGGGCAGUGGGUUUCUCACUGCUCUGCUGCACACGGCCAAUACAUUUUCCCUACCCCUCUGCCACGGCAAUGCUGUGGACCAGUUUUUCUGUGAAAUCCCCCAGAUCCUCAAGCUCUCCUGCUCAGAUGCCUACCUCAGGGAAGUUGGGCUAAUUGUGGUUAGUGUCUGUUUAGCAUUUGGGUGUUUUGUUUUCAUUGUGGUGUCCUAUGUGCAGAUCUUCAGGGCCGUGCUGAGGAUCCCCUCUGAGCAGGGACGGCACAAAGCCUUUUCCACGUGCCUCCCUCACCUGGCCGUGGUCUCCCUGUUUAUCAGCACUGCCAUGUUUGCCUACCUGAAGCCCCCCUCCAUCUCCUCCCCAUCUCUGGACCUGGUGGUGUCACUUCUGUACUCAGCGGUGCCUCCAGCCAUGAACCCCCUCAUCUACACCAUGAGGAACCAUGAGAUCAAGGAUGCCCUCAGGAAACUAAUGACUGGAUGA
Molecule: messenger RNA, 1194 nt
Organism: Grus americana (Whooping crane)
Lineage: Eukaryota; Metazoa; Chordata; Aves; Gruiformes; Gruidae
Product: olfactory receptor 14A16-like
Exons: 2
Coding region: 1-1194 (397 amino acids)
Biological process (GO): G protein-coupled receptor signaling pathway
Cellular component (GO): membrane
Molecular function (GO): G protein-coupled receptor activity; olfactory receptor activity
Source: RefSeq, a predicted model, not a curated record